Messenger RNA from Helicoverpa armigera (cotton bollworm), 1509 nucleotides. Its product is annotated as zinc finger protein 660-like. The record is from RefSeq and is a predicted model, not a curated record. Gene Ontology annotation, biological process: regulation of transcription by RNA polymerase II. NCBI's taxonomy places the organism in Eukaryota, Metazoa, Arthropoda, Insecta, Lepidoptera, Noctuidae. The transcript is spliced from 6 exons. Bases 17 to 1312 code for a protein of 431 amino acids. Gene Ontology annotation, cellular component: nucleoplasm. Gene Ontology annotation, molecular function: RNA polymerase II cis-regulatory region sequence-specific DNA binding; DNA-binding transcription repressor activity, RNA polymerase II-specific.
UCGCUUGAAUUGUGCAAUGACCCGCCGUCACAUGGAGUCCAAGCGUCACUCGUGCGAUGUAUGCGGCAAGUCGUUCACGGAGCUGUACGCUCUGCGCCGGCACGAGCGCGUCCACACCGGUGAACUUGUGGAGAAGAAGCACAAGUGUACCAUGUGUGAUAAACGGUACAGUAACAGCAGUCUACUAGCGACUCACAUGUCGCGCCACAUAGGGCUUCGCCCCUUCGAGUGCAGCGUCUGCGGGAAGCGCUUCACGACCAACCGACUGCUGUCUUCGCAUCGACUAGUACAUUCUGAGAGCAAGCCCUAUGCCUGCCAGUAUUGUGAAAAACGUUUCCGUCACGAGUCGACGCGCAACACGCACCACCGCACGCACACGGGCGAGAAGCCCUACGUCUGCGCCGUCUGCGGGAAGAGCUUCAUACAGAACUCCAACCACACGCAGCACAUGCGGACACAUACCGGUGAACGCCCAUACUCAUGUUCGAUAUGCGAUCGCAAGUUCUCAUCGGGGUCUUCACUGAAGAGUCACGAACGAAUACAUUCAGGAGAAAGACCAUACAGCUGUGAUGUUUGUGGAAAAGGGUUCACCCGCAAGAACUUAAUAGCGCACAUGCGCCAGCACACGGGUGAGCGUCCGUACGAGUGUAGUCUGUGCAACAAGAAGUUUCCGAAUUCCACCAGACUCAGGGAUCAUCAUAGAGUGCAUACUGGUGAAAAGCCGUUUGAAUGCACAAUCUGCCCUCAAAAAUUUGCAACGAAAUCUCAACUGUUGAAACAUUGUAAAACCCACCAAAAGAAGAAGAGGCGAACUGAAACCCGUGGUCUAGUCAUAUUGCAACAAGUCGAACCCGUUCCCAUGGUUACCGAUAGACUAAUAUUCAAUAAGGAGCACGGCCAAUUAAUUGCAGUUACUGAAAAUAUUGAGAACAAGACGCUUGAAAACACACCCAAAGAAAUGACUUUGAACAUGGUGCAAGAAAUGCCCUUAGAAGUUACAGAAGAAUUAGUGUUACAAGAUGAUAGUAAUAUGAAGGGAAACCUUUUAGUUGUCGAUAGUAGCCCAAAUAAUAACUAUGAAGCUGGCAACAUUUGCUUGAACACAAGCAAUGUCAAUAUUAUUGAUGAUGUUAACUAUGAUGGUGAAAACCUGGUAACACUGAAUGGAGGCGGAGUCAGUAUUUCUACAGCUAACCUCGAAGGUACUACAGUGAAACUGUACCAGUUAGACCAAAGUUUAGUACAAAUACAUAGUUCUGGUGGGCAAGUCACUAUUAGUAAGAUUAGUAGCAAAAUGACUGCCAACUUUUAGUUUUUAGUAUAAGAACAAAUUAAGUAAGAUGGCAAACAUUGAGGUAUUACAAUAGUAUUUAUUGUUAUUUUUAAUAUAUCCUUGUAUUUUAAACUUCUUUCCUUCUAAAGUAAGAAGCACAAUAAUAGAAAAAAUUGUUUUAUGUGAAUAAACAGUUAAUGAAGGUUUUUCCAAAGAUGGUCAUAUUCACAUUUAUU